This is a messenger RNA of Adineta ricciae, 504 nucleotides long. The record is from the annotation of a GenBank genome assembly. Lineage: Eukaryota; Metazoa; Rotifera; Eurotatoria; Adinetida; Adinetidae.
AUGAUAUCAUCAGGCUCUUAUAACGUGAUUUCAUACGGUCAGUCGUCAGUCGAUUCGAUUAUGGUCACAUCGGUUCAUUGUCCGUUCACAAUAGCAUGCCAUUAUGUCUUUCAUUUUCCCUCCUUCAGUGGUAUAUCGAUCUCUUUUUUAGAUUAUCCUCUUCGUUUCUUUGAAGCAAACUUUCUACGCAGCUGUUUUUCUAAAAUUUCUUCUCUUAAUUAUAACCGACAUAUUGGUUCAUCUCGAGCAAAGCGAACUCGAACAACGUUUGCAGGGAAUGAAGAAGAGAAUAUUGCCCAUGCUGAUGAUUCUUAUGCAAUUUCGAAUCCCAGCACAGUGAUGGGCAUAAAACCAAAACUUAUCAAUGAGGUGCCAUUGAACGACAAGGGUAGGCGUUCACGUCAAUGUAUAGAUUUACACUUCAUUGAUAAAAAGUUUGUUAGUAGACAUUUACAACAUGUUCGUUCCCCAUUACUUGAGCCCAAACUUGAGAACAUUGUAUAA